AUGUCGAACUCCGAAAUUGACCUUGAUCUCACCGAGAUCCAUUUUGACACCUUUUGCAAGGUCUGGGGCACGCCCCAAAUGCUACAUGCAUUGAUUGCUGCCCAGGAGGAUGAUGUCAAGCGCUGGUCUUCUUGUCCUUCAUUUGGACCCUUCAUCCACAAGCUCUUCGUUCAGUCUCAGAAUGUCUCUCGUCUUGGGCCCAUUCAUCCCACUGGGUGCAUAAGUCUCGAAAAGUCGCGGUACUCCAGCAAAGAGUUCUUCGCCAGAGCUGUUAAAGCUCCCGUUGAUGGUGUAGCCGCUCUCAACCUCCAUGGCCCAUCAGAUGGCAAGCCUUUUCCCUUCCCCAUCAGAGAUGUUCUAGCCAGAUUCCAUGAAUACGGGCAGUAUGAACUCCACAAGGCUCGGAUGGCAAUCCGCUUCGACAACAAAACAAUCAAAUAUGUGGAUGUACAGGCAUUUCCAUCUGAGAAUUUCCCCGAGACCCGCAACAAGGGCCAGCUCAAAAAAGUCAACAUUGUUGAUAGCUUGGAUGACAGACAUGAUGUGGUGAUUUGUGGCCGUCGUUUCCUGAAACUCGACACUCGAACUGCCUUCAAGGAGCAUCUUGAAGUUAUUGGGAACCGAAUGAGGGACAACGGUUACAACAUCAAAAUUCAUGUCCCAGAUGAGGUCAUUGCGAGCGAGGUUGAAGAAUUGGAGAGAUGGAACAGCGAUUCUGACUAUGGUUCCUUCAACUUGGGUGUUUAUAUGGACUGGGCCUACUCUCUGUCCUUGAUCACCAGUGCAGUUCUUGGCACAAUCAAGAAUGGAGAGUUUGCCGUAUUUGAAGCAGACGACAGUACGAGCAUUUACUUGCGCAAUAAUCAUAAAAUCGACGAUCGCUUCCUCUCAAACCCGGAGACUAAAAUUAAGUGA
This is a messenger RNA of Fusarium redolens, 915 nucleotides long. RefSeq lists its product as uncharacterized. The record is from RefSeq and is a predicted model, not a curated record. The transcript has a single exon. Bases 1 to 915 code for a protein of 304 amino acids. NCBI's taxonomy places the organism in Eukaryota, Fungi, Ascomycota, Sordariomycetes, Hypocreales, Nectriaceae.